CACAGUAGGAAACUCAUUUUUUUAUAGCUUUCCCUGAUGUCAUUGGUGCAGUGGAUUGCACCCAUAUCUGUAUCAAACACCCCGCAGGGGCACAUGAGAGAGAUUGUUAACAGGAAAUCUUUCCACAGUAUCAGCGUUCAGAUGAUCUGUGAUGCUAACUGCCUUAUCACAAAUUUAGAGGUAAUGUGGCCUGGCUCGGUCCAUGACUCAAGAGCCUUUCGGGCCAAUAGAAUUUACCAGAGACUCUCACUAGGUGAGUUCUCUGGUGUGCUGCUAGGAGACAAAGGUUAUGCCUGUGAGACGUUCCUGUUGACCCAUGCCACAACCGUGCCCAUGUCAGAAUGAGGGCUCAAAUCGAAAUGACCUUCGGCCUCCUGAAAUCACGAUUUCAGUGCCUGCACCACCUGAGGGUCUCCCCAGACAGGGCCUGUGACGUGACUGUUGCCUGCACAGUGCGGCACAAUAUUGCCAGCCUAAGAAAAGAAAGGGCUCCCAGAGUUGCUUUGGAUAUUGACUGGGACAAUGCUGCCAUCUUCCCAGAUAACAUAAAUGGUAGACUGGUCAGAGAACAAUAUAAAUUAUUUCAGUUAAUUUUGUUUUGCCUAUCCUUUAAUAAAG
Molecule: messenger RNA, 618 nt
Organism: Sinocyclocheilus grahami
Lineage: Eukaryota; Metazoa; Chordata; Actinopteri; Cypriniformes; Cyprinidae
Product: putative nuclease HARBI1
Exons: 3
Coding region: 37-345 (102 amino acids)
Source: RefSeq, a predicted model, not a curated record